AUGGCCACCUCUGCGCGGAUCGUCGCUCCCACUGCGCCCCAGCCCCACACCCACACCAUUAUCCUACGUCAUGGACGCGGUAGUAAUGGCAGUGUCUUUUGCGACGAACUUUUCGAAAGCGAGGAUAGCUCCGACCGAUUCAUCGUCGACAUCUUUCCCACUGUCAAAUGGGUAUUCCCCAGCGCAAUGGAAUCCUAUACCAUGAGCGAUGGCGAGUUUCAAUGGUUCGACAUGUCAUCAGUGCAGCGACCACAAGAGAACAACGAAAUACAGAAGAGUGGACUGUGGCAUAGCGUCGCGCAAAUUCUUCUGGUGGUCGAGGAAGAAGCGAAUGUUGUAGGAAGUCAAAACGUGAUACUAGUGGGUAUAAGUCAGGGAUGUGCUACUGGUAUUUUUGCUCUGUUAGCUUCUGGGAUACGGGUUGGAGGCUUUGUAGGACUGAACGGGUGGUUGCCGCUGGCAGAUGAGGUGCAAGGUAUCACGAAAGUGCCGGGUAGGGUCCAAGAUGUGUUGAAGAUGCCGGUGCUGUUGCAGCAUUGCAAAGACGAUGAUAUUGUACCGGUUGAAAAUGGGGACGACCUUAAGAAAAGACUCGAAGAGAUGAACAUGUGCGUCAAAUGGGAAUGCUUUGAUGACGGUGGGCAUUGGCUCAACGAGCCUGAAGGUAUGGACGGGCUAGUAGAUUUCAUUCAAAUGGUCAUGAUAGCCACAUGA
Molecule: messenger RNA, 714 nt
Organism: Alternaria atra
Lineage: Eukaryota; Fungi; Ascomycota; Dothideomycetes; Pleosporales; Pleosporaceae
Exons: 1
Coding region: 1-714 (237 amino acids)
Biological process (GO): protein depalmitoylation
Cellular component (GO): cytoplasm
Molecular function (GO): palmitoyl-(protein) hydrolase activity; carboxylic ester hydrolase activity
Source: RefSeq, a predicted model, not a curated record